Molecule: messenger RNA, 3317 nt
Organism: Arabidopsis lyrata subsp. lyrata
Lineage: Eukaryota; Viridiplantae; Streptophyta; Magnoliopsida; Brassicales; Brassicaceae
Exons: 8
Coding region: 252-3317 (1021 amino acids)
Biological process (GO): negative regulation of DNA-templated transcription
Molecular function (GO): transcription corepressor activity
Source: RefSeq, a predicted model, not a curated record
CGUGUAUCAAAAAAGAAAAGAAAAUCAAUGUCCUUAUUAAAAAAUAAAUCCCCAUGUUUAAUUGGGGGAUUUGACUAAAUAAAGCUGCAGAGUACAGCGUUGCUUGGGGAGAAAGCUGCUACUCACACAAGUACCUCCCAAAAUCUCGUCUUUUACCCACAAUAUCUUCUCUUCAAUCGUCUCCGAGCUCUCUAUCGCAAGACUGCGUUUUUGUUUUUUUUUUCCUCAAAAUUUCUCACUCGAAGCUUUCAAUGCCAGCGCCGGAGGAAGAAGAGCCGAUAUUCGGCUGGAACAGCACCGGUGGACGAAAUCUCCGCCGGAAAAAGCUUCUCGUCGGUGAUAAAAUAGAGGUAAGGAGUCUUGAGGAAGGGUUUCUGGGUUCUUGGUAUUUAGGAACUGUUACUUCAGCGAGAAAGCGACGUCGGCGUUCUAUCAGAUAUGAUAACAUUCUGUCUGAUGAUGGUACUGAUUCCCUUGUGGAAACUGUUGAUGUUUCGGAUGUAGUAGAAGGGUUGGAUGAUUGCACUGAUGUUUCUGAUACUUUCCGUGGACGUUUAAGACCUGUGCCGCCAACGCUGCAAUUUGGUAAGUCGAACCUUGCGUAUGGGCUUUGCGUUGAUGUGUUUUUCAGUGAAGCUUGGUGGGAAGGUGUGCUCUUUGACCACGAAAAUGGUUCUGAGAAAAGGCGGGUGUUUUUCCCUGAUUUGGGUGAUGAAUUGGAUGCUGAUCUUCAAUCUUUACGUAUUACUCAGGAUUGGAAUGAGGCUACAGAGACGUGGGAGUGUCGUGGGAGAUGGUUGUUUCUUGAUUUGAUUGAGAAAUAUAAGGAAGAUAACUAUCUCCCGGUUUCGGUAAGGCAACUUUGGUAUGACAUACGGGACAGGAUUGGUUUUGUAAGAAUCCAAGAAUGGACUUGCUCUACUAGGCAUUUAUGGGAAGAUUUGAUGCUAGAGGUGAUUGAAGAUAAUCUUAGAAUCACCAUUCACCAGUUUCUUCAUGAUUAUGACGCUGAAAUAUACCCUCAGUUGAAGCUCUUAAAUGAAGCUUCUAAGGCGGUUUAUGAGACCAAUGCUUGUCUCAGCAGUGUGCUAGCGAUUGCUCCACAAGAACAACAAUUUUCCUGCAUUGACAAAGAUUAUAAACCGGCAAGCCAGAGAUGCCAGUCCUUGUCUGUCUUGACUUCUGCUUCUGGCAUAAGGUCAGAUGCGAGUUACAUCAAUAAGGCAACAGAAACUUCCAGCAAAAAAUCUACUGCCGCUCAUAAAAAGAUGAUACUACACAAGAAACCUGGAAUCUGGCAUCCUUUCGAUUGUCUUGCUAAAUCAGGCCCACAAGCUGUGUCGAGCUUUAUCAGGUCACCGUUACCGCCAAUGGCCAUGCGUGUCAGGAUGCAUCUUAAGUAUAUGGGAUGGACCAUAGAACAUAUGGUAGACGAAGCUGGAAGGCAAAGGUUUCGCUACCUCUCACCAAAUGGAAGACUAACAGAGCAUUCUCUUCGUCAAGUAUGUUUCAGAUUGAAACAACGUGAUGAAUCCCUGACUACUCCGGGGAUGGCUAACCCUCCUUCUCUGUCUUGUGAAAACCAGACGUAUAACACCCAGGAAAUAAGGUGUAUUGUUUUGGCAUUGCCUGCCUGUAAUAGAAGUGUCGCUCUUGGUGAAGGAAUGAAGCCGUCUACUGAUACCUUGCUUGAGUAUGAAACUCAAGGAAACGAGGAGGUCUUCACGAGGGAAAGCCGCAAUUUCUGUCCCAGAAAUGCCUUCCCGGGUCAGAAAAAGACACUCCAUGUUAGGCUCGAGCCAAAAACAAAAGCUCAAGGCAUCAUCCUAAGGUUGAAAAGUAAGCGUAAACAGAAACCUAAGAAGGACGAAGUGAUUGUAGGUUUGCAGAAUGUCAAUCUGAGCAUGAGAAGGGGGCACACUUCAAGAAGGUUAAUGGAUAUUAAGAAUCGAGUAACUGGUCGUAGUAAAACCCAUGUGUUAAGAUCAAGCAAAAGAGUGCAACGGGUAAUAACUCCCAUCUCAAGACAUCACAGUCCACGUAGUAUUCUUUCCUGGCUCAUUGACAACAAUGUGAUUCUACCAAGGGAAAAUAUACGAUACCGUAACCAAAAGGAUGACACUGUGAUAAAAGAGGGGAAACUAACCCGUGAGGGUAUAAAAUGCAGUUGUUGCCGUAGAAUUUUCACCAUAAGUGGCUUUGAAGUUCAUGCUAAUGGUGGAUCCUGCAGAGCAGCAGCCAAUAUCUUCCUGGAUGAUGGAAGAUCUCUUUUGGAAUGCCAAGUAGAAGCCUAUGAAACAAGAAAGAAAGCACAACCACCUGAUAUUCUGAAGAUGAAAUUGCGUCAAGGGGAGAACGAUGUAAUUUGCUCUGUUUGUCACUAUGGCGGUAAACUGAUUCUCUGUGAUGGAUGUCCAUCUGCCUUCCAUGCAAAUUGUCUCGGGCUGGAGGAAGUUCCAGAUGGUGACUGGUUCUGCGAGUCAUGUUGUUGUGGUGCAUGUGGACAAUUCUUUCUCAAGGCUACUAGCAAAUAUGCCAAGGAGGAAAAGUUUAUCAGUUGCAAGCAAUGCGAACUUAAAUAUCACCCUAGUUGUCUGCGCUAUGAUGGUGCCGGUGAUUCAUUGGAUACAUUCUUGGGAGAAAAGUGGUUUUGCAGCAAGGACUGUGAAGAGAUAUUUGUAAAUCUCUGUGAGCUUAUUGGAAAACCGAGAGAGGUGGGCGUGGAGAAAUUAACUUGGAGACUGGUGCAGUCCUUUGAACCAAAUAUGUAUGGGGAUGACGCUUAUAAAAUUGAGGCUGUGGCAGAAAAUCACUGCAAACUCAGUGUUGCCCUUGAUGUGAUGCAUGAACUUUUCGAGCCUGUAAAAAGACCUCAUGGUGGAAGAGAUCUUGCUGAAGAUGUUAUUUUUAGCAGAUGGUCAAAAUUCAAACGUUUGAAUUUCAGUGGAUUUUACACAGUACUUCUAGAAAGGAACGAAGAACUGGUUACUGUGGCUACUGUCAGAAUUUUGGGGAAAAAGGUUGCAGAAAUGCCCUUUAUCGGUACUAGAUUCCAGCAUCGCCAGCGUGGGAUGUGCCGGGUUUUGAUUAAUGAACUCGAAAAGGUGCUCAUUGACUUGGGAGUUGAGAGGCUGGUCCUGCCUGCAGUUCCAUGCGUGCUGAACACAUGGAUCAACUCAUUUGGAUUUACAAAGAUGACAAUCUCCGAAAGAAAAGAAUUUCUUAAAUUUACCUUGUUGGAAUUCGGACGAACAAUAUUGUGCCAGAAGAUCUUAAUCAAGAGCAGCGUGGUAGAUCCAAUUCCAAGUACAGGUUAG